Suncus etruscus (white-toothed pygmy shrew) is the source of this 4625-nucleotide messenger RNA. RefSeq names its product NCK associated protein 5 like (gene NCKAP5L). The transcript has 13 exons. Gene Ontology annotation, biological process: microtubule bundle formation; microtubule depolymerization. Gene Ontology annotation, cellular component: microtubule plus-end. Bases 177 to 4130 code for a protein of 1317 amino acids. Lineage: Eukaryota; Metazoa; Chordata; Mammalia; Eulipotyphla; Soricidae. The record is from RefSeq and is a predicted model, not a curated record.
CCGUUCUCUGCCCCCCCGGCUUCGGGCUCCGGCCAUGGACCCGGCGGAUCCGGCUUUCCCCGGCGCCGCUCCACGCCUCCUUUCGGUGAGGUGACCAUCCUGGCUGCUAGAGUAAGUGCCAGCCUGGCUGAGUGACAGAGACAGCCUUCUAGGGCUUCUCUCACUUGCAGGGACUGAUGUCAUCAGACACCAUGGAGCAGCCAGCUGAGAGCCCUGGAAAGCAGAGGCCAGGAGAGAGUGGUACCAGUGGCAUGGAGCCAGGCACCUGCCAGGAGCUCCUACACCGACUGCGGGAGCUAGAGGCAGAGAAUAUGGCUCUUGCCCAGGCCAAUGAAAACCAGAGGGAAACCUAUGAGCGCUGCCUGGAUGAGGUUGCCAACCAUGUGGUACAAGCACUCUUGAAUCAAAAGGAUCUGCGGGAAGAGUGCAUCAAGCUGAAGAAGAGGGUAUACGAUCUGGAACGGCAGAACCAGUUGCUGAGCGCCCUGUUUCAGCAGAAACUCCAGCUGACAACAGGCUCUCUCCCUCAGAUCCCAUUGGCCCCACCUCAACCGCCAUCAGAGCCCCCCACCCCUCUCUCCUUGAGUGCCGAGGGACCGGCAACCGUGCUGCCUCUGGGACGCUGUGCUGGACAGAGAGAGGUGUGCUGGGAGCAGCAGCUGCGGACAGGAGGUCCUGGCCUGCCGGCUGCCCCACCUCUGGCACUCGACGCCCUCUCUCCAUUCCUACGGAAGAAGGCGCAGAUCUUGGAGGUGCUGCGAGCCCUGGAGGAGACAGACCCAUUGCUUCUAUGCUCAUCUGCUGCACCCUGGCGACCUCCAGGGGAGGCUCCUGGCUCCCCAGAACCCAUCAAUGGCGAGCUGUGUGGCCCACCCCAGCCUGAACCAUCCCCCUGGGCUCCCUACCUGUUCCUGGGCUCUGGCAGCCUGGGGGACUUGCUACACUGGGAACACCUCUUGGGGAGUCUUGGAGAAGAGGAGGGGACAGGGUGGCCCUGGAACCCCGGUAGGAGCACCACAGAGGCCCAGGGACCUCCCUGUGCCCCAGGCAGUAGCUCAUCCUCCUCUUCCGAUGAGGCUGGUGACCCCAAUGAGGCUCCUAGUCCUGACACUCUGCAUGGGGCCCUGGCCCACAAGCAGCUGAACCUGGGCCAGAUCCUUGAGGACACAGAGUCUUACCUGCAGGCCUUCCUAGCAGGGGCCACAGGCCCGCUCAGUGGGGACCAUCUAGGCCCUGGACAGCCAUCUUCCCCAGACCAGGCCCCCCCACAACUGUCCAAGUCCAAAAUCCUCCCCAAGUCAUCUUGGGUUGGGGGUACCACAGAAGCUCACAGGCCAGGCUUUGGUGCUACCUCAGAGGGCCAGGGACCCCUUCCUUUCCUCAGCAUGUUUAUGGGUGCAGGAGAUGCCCCCCUGGGCUCACGGCCUGGCCACCCCCACUCCUCAUCUCAGGUGAAAAGCAAGCUCCAAAUUGGCCCCCCUUCUCCUGCAGAAGGCCAGGGACCCCUUCUGCCCUCUCUAGCCAGAGGUCUCAAGUUUCUAAAGCUGCCUCCAGCUUCAGAAAAGAUCCCCAGCCCUGGAGGUCCUCCACUCAGCCCCCAGCUCCCCCGGAAUUCUCGAAUCCCCUGUCGGAACAAUGGCUCAGAUGGCAGCCCCUCCCCUCUGUUGGCACGCAGAGGUCUAGGUGGGGGGGAGCUGUCCCCAGAGGGGCCACAAGGCCUGCCUAGCAGUCCCUCAUCCUGUGCCAUGCCCUCUGACCCUGACCCGCUCAGACCUCCCCUGCCAGCCUUGUCUACAUCUUUGUCCCUAGGCCCCAGCGGCAUGUCUGCCUGCUAUGAGACUGUCCUGGACCUUUCCCAGGAGCCUUCCCCAGAGCCGCCUCCAUCCCCACAGGUGCCCACCUAUCCACAACUCACUUUGGAGGUGUCCCAGACCCCAGAGGUCCUCAGAAGCCCAGGACCUCCCCCCAGCCCUUGUCUCCCAGAAUCUUGCCCCUAUGGGGGUGCCCAGGAAAAGAGUUUGGACAAAGCAGGCUCAGAGUCACCCCAUCCUGGCCGUAGGACUCCAGGCAGCUCCUCCAAAAAGCCCAGCCAGGGAGCAGGGCGACGGCCUGUGAACACUGGUCUCAUGCCCCUGCAAGACAGACUGACUGUACUGGGGAAACUGAAGACUGGCCCUGAGGGGCCAGAGAAGAACGGGGUGUCAGCCAGGCCUGGUUCUGAGAAGGGCCGGGGAAUGGGGAAGUCAGGGGAAAGCACUUGUGACCCUGUACUCCCCACCUCUCGACAUCCUGAGCAACCUGAGGUCAAAGGCCUGAGGGGGACAGUGGCCUUAGGUACAAACAGCCUGAAACAGCAGGAACUGGGGCUCCUGGCAGAGUCUGGGUCCCGAGUAUACUCCUCCCACUCCAUGGGUGCCCGGGUGGACCUGGAGCCUAUCUCACCAAGAAGCUGCCUCACCAAAGUGGAGCUGGCCAAGAGCCGGCUGGCAGGUGCCCUGUGUCCCCAGGUACCCCGCAACCCUGCCAAAGUGCCAACUUCUGCCCCCAGCCUGGGCAAGCCUAAUAAGAGCCCCCAUGGCAGCCCCACAAAGCUACCUUCUAAGUCACCCACCAAGGUGGUUCCCCGGUUAGUGGCCCCAUCAGCCAUUAAGGAAGCACCUAAGCCCGACAAGGGCAAGGGGCCAUCCUGGACAGAUGGUGGUGGCCCCACAGCCCAGCCCACCUCUCCAGCCCAGGGCCCUGCUAACCCAAGCCAGGGUCCCAAUGGGCGCACCCCCCACUCUGCCAUCGAGGAGAAGGUGAUGAAGGGCAUCGAGGAGAACAUGCUGCGACUCCAGGGCCAGGAGAGGGCACCAGGCCCUGAGCCCAAACACCGUAACACCAGCAGCAUCGCCAGCUGGUUUGGCCUUAAGAAAAGCAAGCUGCCUGCACUGAACCGUCGCACGGAAACCACCAAGAGCAAAGAAGGGGCUAGUGGAGGCUCUCCACUCCGGAAAGAGGGCAAAACGGAAGCCCGGAAGCUGGAGGCCGAAAGCCUCAAUAUCUCCAAGCUGAUGGCGAAAGCAGAAGACCUGCGCCGUGCACUGGAAGAGGAGAAGGCCUACCUGAGCAGCCGGGCAAGGCCCCGGCCCGGAGCACCCAGUGCCGGGCUGGGCCAAGUGCAGGGCCAGCUGGCUGGCAUGUAUCAGGGUGCUGACACCUUCAUGCAGCAGCUGCUCAACAGGGUGGAUGGCAAGGAGCUGCCACCCAAGAGCUGGAGGGAGCCCAAAGCUGACUAUAGCGACUUUCAGCCUCUGUCCUCUGAUCCCAAGAGCCCCUGGCCAGCCUGUGGGCCUCGGAAUGGCCUGGUGGGGCCCCUUCAAGGCUGUGGAAAACCUGGAAAGCCGAACAGCGAGCCAGGCAGGCGGGAAGAUGUGCCCUCAGAGGACAGUCUGGCUGACCCAGUGCCCACCUCACACUUCACAGCCUGCGGAUCCCUGACUCGAACCCUGGACAGCGGCAUCGGGACCUUUCCUCCCCCAGACCAUGGUGGCAGCGGGACACCCAGCAAGAAUCUCCCUAAGUCCAAACCACCGCGGCUAGAUCCCCCACCUGGGGUUCCUCCUGGCCGUCCCCCACCUAUCACCAAAGUCCCUCGCCGUGCCCACACACUGGAACGUGAGGUGCCAGGCUUAGAAGAACUACUGGUGAGCGGGAGGCACCCCAAUAUGCCAGCCUUCCCUGUGCUGCUCACGAGCACCCCGGGCCACCAUGGCCACCAGGCUUGCCCUCAUGAUCCCUGUGAAGACACCAGCCCUCCGCCUCCUGUUCAGCUGGCCAAAAACUGGACCUUCCCCAAUGCGAGGGCAGCAGGGGGCUCCUCUGACCCUUUCCUUUGUCCAUCCCGGCAACUGGAGGGACUUCCCAGGACCCCCAUGGCCUUGCCUGUGGACCAGAAGCGGAGUGUGGAACCCAGCCACCCAACCCCCACGCCUCAGGGCCCAGCGUUUGGGGGCAGCCGCACCCCCAGCACAUCAGAUGUGGGCGAGGAAGGCAGAGUGGCCAGCGGAGGGGCCGCUGGGCUGGAGACCUCAGAAUCCCUAAGUGACUCACUCUAUGACUCACUCUCUUCCUGUGGGAGUCAGGGCUAGAGGCUGUGCCCACCACCAACCCGCUCAAGUUGGAAAUCACAGGCCGGAUCAGCUUGUGGGGCCCGACUGAAGGGACCAAGAAGGCUUGUAGAUAGAGGGUAAAGGGUUUCACCCUCACCCUGGGGCUGCUGCUGUAAAAAUCUAACUCUCAGCUCAGGGACAGACCCACCCUUGGUCCCUUCUCCCCAGGGUCAGGCUCUUCCAAGGGGGCUCUCAACUGCUCAGUUCCCCUUCUUGAGUGCUGGGUGCCCUGUCUGCAACCAUGCCAUCUCUGCACCCACCUGCUCUCAUCCCCAAGCCCCACGGGACCAGUCCAGAGGUCUCAUGCUGGAGUUUUGGGGAGAUGGGCCAAGUUGCCUUCUCUGUGUGCCCUGAUCUCCCUGCUGUCUGAAUGGUGCUGCCCCCUCCCUCCCCAGGUCUCUGGGGUUCAUUUGUCAUUUUUGUUUUUUGUUUUUGUUUUGUUUUUAAUAUUAAAAUGCCUGGUCUGAUCACCAA